AUGUCCAAUACCGAGGUGCUCCUCGCCGGCCCGGGCAGUGUCGGCGGCGGCGAGCGCCUGAGCAUCGACGACGCGCUGGCGCUGCACGCGGGGGAGUUCGGGCGGUGGCAGCUACGGCACUUCCUGCUGGUGACGGCGGCGUGGAUUCUGGAGGCGAUGCACACCAUGGUCAUGAUCUUCGCCGACCGCGAGCCGGCCAUGUCGUGCCCCGCGGGGGACGGGCGGUGCGGCGACCGCUGCGCGGGCGCCGCGGCCGGGUGGCAGUGGGACCAGGGGAGCGGCUCGUCGACGGUGGCGGAGUGGGGCCUCGUCUGCGGCGAGAGCUACAAGGUCGGCCUCGUCCAUGCUCUCUAUUUCGCCAGCGCCAUGAUCGGCGCUGGCGUCUUUGGACACUUAUCGGACUCUUCUCUGGGUCGGAAGGGAUCCCUCUUUGUGGUGUGCUCCCUCAAUGCCAUUUUUGGCCUCUUCACCGCGCUCUCUCCCAACUAUUGGGUCUACGUGGCCUUGCGCAUCCUCACAGGCUUCAGCGCCGGCAGCAUUUGCCUUUGCUCCUUCAUCCUUGCCACAGAGCCCGUAGGGCCCUCCUAUCGUGGCGUUGUUGGCAUGUCCACGUGUUAUUUCUUCUCCGGCGGCAUCGCGAUCCUCGCCGGCAUCGCCGCGAUGUUCCAGUCCUCCUGGCGCCUCCUCUAUGUCGUCACCUCCAUGCCCUCCCUCGCCUUCAUGCUCACCGUCAUGCCGUUUGUCUCUGAAUCCCCACGUUGGUACCUUGUGCGGAGGCGCGCAGAGGAUGCAAUGCGUGUCGUACGAGACAUUGCGUCCACCAAUGGAAAGAGCAUCCCAGAUGGCAUCACACUCAAGAUCGACGAUGAGGAUGAUAUCAACAAGAAGACCGAGGAGUCAUCGUCGUCGAUCCUAGAUGUGUUUUGGUCACGAACGACGCGGGGCAGGCUGGUGCUCUCAGUGCUCAUCAGUUUCCUUUGUUCGGUGGUAUACUACGGGCUGAGUCUCAAUGUGGUCAAUCUAAAGAUUAACCUUUACAUCAGUGUGGCUGUUAACUCUCUCGCCGAGAUGCCCGCAUUUCUUCUCACUACGAUGCUCCUCCAACACUUGGGUCGGAAGCCACUCGCCAUUGGCUCGAUGCUUCUCAGCGGUGUUUUCUGUACAUCUGCCAGUCUUAUUGCCGGCGUUGGUGCCAUGAGGGCGGUGAGGAUGGCAUGUGGGGUGGUAGGAAUCUUCGGAAUGGCCGCGACAUACAACCUAUUGGUUGUAUACACAGCAGAGUUGUUCCCUACGACAGUGCGUACCGCGGCGAUGGGAUGUACGUUACAAGCUUCCAAGAUGGGUGCCAUACUAGCACCCAUGGUAGUGUUACUUGGGGAGCGGAUGCCAUUCGCAGUGUUUGGCAUGUUGGGUAUCAUCGGUGGGCUACUCGUGUUCUGCCUCCCAGAGACUAUGCAUAAGCCAUUAUAUGAUACCAUGUUUGGAUUGGAGAAAGGAGAGGGAGAAUUUGUAACUAAAGGGGAAAUUAUAAGAGGAAACUCCGAAAUUUGA
Messenger RNA from Triticum turgidum subsp. durum (durum wheat), 1551 nucleotides. The record is from the annotation of a GenBank genome assembly. Lineage: Eukaryota; Viridiplantae; Streptophyta; Magnoliopsida; Poales; Poaceae.